GCUUGUGGUUGGGGAAGGUGUAGCAUAGGCGGGCCCUGCGCCCAGAGCUACUUGGGUAAGGACCAAGAUGGCUGCGUCAGGUUAAGAGCCGUGUGAGGCCGCUACCUGACGUUUCCUGUCAUCUCUUUGGAGGCCACGUCUGGCCCUCACUCUGUGCUAUUGAGGUGUCCUGUUGUAGGGGAGAGACUAGAACAAUGGCAGGGAGCCUCGCUGGGGGCGCAGGCAGGCGCCUUUGGGGCUGGGUGCCCCCGGCCUGCAGAAGCUUCUCUCUGGGUGUUCCAGGAUUGUUACACGUAAGACUCACCCUCCCGCCCCCCAAAGUAGUUGAUCGUUGGAACGAGAAGAGGGCCAUGUUCGGGGUGUAUGAUAACGUCGGGAUCUUGGGGAAUUUUGAAAAGCACCCCAAAGAACUAAUCAAGGGCCCCAGAUGGCUUCGAGGCUGGAAGGGGAAUGAAUUGCAGCGUUGUAUCCGAAAGAAGAAAAUGGUUGGAAAUCGGAUGUUCAUUGAUGACCUGCACAACCUUAACAAACGCAUCAGCUAUCUCUACAAACACUUUAACCGACAUGGAAAGUACCGGUAGAAGAGAAAGCUAGGAAUUGUGGAAGAGGCAUAUCUAUCACCCAGGAGAAAGGAAACAGUACUUUUCCUUAUGAGUAAAGGGAUUUGUGUGCUCUCCAUAAUAAAAUGGGGCUUCUUUGGAAUCUGUUAUCCAUAUACUUUAUUUUCCUUUAGAUGCUACUUUUACUCAUUCAUGUAGACUAUGAAGUCUGACUCAUCCCUAAGUCUUACUGUCUUAGGUUUGGACUUCAUCGAUUGUCCUUUGCAGUCUAGCCAUACUUAUGGCCUUUAAAAAAGUAAAAUUAUUGUUGGCA
Rhinolophus ferrumequinum (greater horseshoe bat) is the source of this 873-nucleotide messenger RNA. It is a transcript of the gene MRPL51, whose product is annotated as mitochondrial ribosomal protein L51. Gene Ontology annotation, cellular component: mitochondrial large ribosomal subunit. Bases 195 to 581 code for a protein of 128 amino acids. The transcript has 3 exons. Lineage: Eukaryota; Metazoa; Chordata; Mammalia; Chiroptera; Rhinolophidae. Gene Ontology annotation, biological process: translation. Gene Ontology annotation, molecular function: structural constituent of ribosome. The record is from RefSeq and is a predicted model, not a curated record.